AUGAAGCGAAGUUUGCAGCCUCAACGAUUACCACCUCUCAACGUAGCAGCACGCAUGGAGCCAGAGAACACACACAAGCACACUGAAGCAGACAUGGCAAAUCACUUUCAAGCAGCUGGUUCUACCCAGCAAUCUGCCACACCGUCAAAAUCCACAGCUCAAUUCAUUGAGGCUGCUCAGACUAUUCUCUUCACUGCUUGCUCGUUGCAACGCACUGUAGGUCGCUGUAUCGGUCGCAUAGGAAACGAAAGCUUACAUGCUGCAUUCGCUCCCCUCCUUCAUAAAGUAAAAGCUAGUACAGAGAAGCUAAUAACCGUGCUGGAUGUGAUUGAGAAGCGAUCCACGUACGAGCUAUGCAACGAGCUGAUUCAAGCAACUUCGGCGUGCAUUUCUAUCCUCAAAGAGCUGUGCUGGACACUGCGAACAAGGUUGUCGACGCUUGUUCAAGGCUUGGAUGCGAAAUUCUCGAGAAACCUGCUGAUGAAUCUGUACAGCGCAACUGUCGAUAUGAAGGACGCUUGGCAAGUGAUUAGCCCUUAUUUGUCUGUAGAACCUGCUCAGACACUGACAUCAUUUAUGCAGCACACCAAGAUGAACGCAGCGACCCCUACGACACCACUGAGGAAUAGAUCACAGAGCGAGUUGGCAGCAUCUGCUCACUCGCCCAUGACCUCGCCUUUAGCAUCGCCCAACGUCAAAGGCGACAAUACACAAUUAUACACACAUUUGCGCAAUGCGGUGACCAGUUCAUUGCACGUACUGAAUACACUCAAACAGUCCAUUGAAGAAACAGUGCAGGGCACCAAGAUUCCUGCUAGUUUGGAGAGGAAACUGAAUGAAUUACUGCGACAAACACAAUAUGCCACCGAAUUAUCACAUCGACUAGACAAAAAUGUGGAGGCCAACAUGGGAAGCAACAAGGAAGAUCUACUAUUACUACCAACAAGGAAAGAGUCAAGUAGGCGUAUAUGGGAGGACACAAGCAUCUAUCUAAAGGCCAUUGUCAGUGUCAUGUCGUUCAUUCGCUCUAUUUCCACCGAGGAGGAGUUUGUGUGGCCCAAAUCAAUCAAGCAAGGAUGUCUGUAUGUGACGAGAAUGACAGCAGAAGUAGCCAAGUUAUGGAACAGCAGCAGUACAUUUGCAGAGGAUGGUUUCUUUUUAGGCCGACAAGAAAGAAGCUCCAGCGUAUCUGAGCAGCCAUCAUCGCCUUACUGCACUUCACCAGCGAGCACCAUCGAUAUACCCAGAAAUACUCAAGUCACCCGUGCCCCUCUCGAUUAUUAA
Molecule: messenger RNA, 1284 nt
Organism: Mucor velutinosus
Lineage: Eukaryota; Fungi; Mucoromycota; Mucoromycetes; Mucorales; Mucoraceae
Exons: 1
Coding region: 1-1284 (427 amino acids)
Source: RefSeq, a predicted model, not a curated record